Messenger RNA from Liolophura sinensis, 1787 nucleotides. RefSeq lists its product as uncharacterized. Bases 8 to 553 code for a protein of 181 amino acids. The record is from RefSeq and is a predicted model, not a curated record. The transcript has 3 exons. NCBI's taxonomy places the organism in Eukaryota, Metazoa, Mollusca, Polyplacophora, Chitonida, Chitonidae.
CGUAAACAUGGCAGCAACACUGUUCAACGGGAGUGGGAGUCGAUAUCCGUACUGGACAAAUGUCCCUCCAAAUGUGCCCAAAUACCCCAGCUCACAGGAAAUGUUCAAGAGGUAUGCCCCAGAGAAAUUUACUCAGAGGGAAGGGCGGCAGUCAUACCAGCACUGGACAGACAAGUGGUAUGACUCUGGCUUACCUGUUAUAAGGAGAUCAGAACUCCCCCGCUACGUGGACCGCCGUGAGCCCUGCUCCCAGGACUGGCAGUAUAACCCCGGGACUUCAGCCGAACCAAAGUGGAGCCGAGAAAACAAAGACUGGCCAGUGUCAUCACGCUUUUACACGAGUGGCACCCCACCUGCUGAAACCAUGAGGGCGCGUGGUUUGAACCGCAUUUCUCAGGUAGAACCAAACCUCUAUGCCAGGUCAAACUACAUGACAUCUACAUACAGAAAGCCGGUGUACUCCAUCUUUGGACCUCUGCAGAGAGAAAAGGUGUAUGGACUUACUCAUCAACAUAAUCGCCAUGGUUUCAUGCCAUUUGAAGACUACUACUGAUUGUGUAGAGUGAGUGGGGUGGGAACUGAGCGGGUUGCGGGGUUGGGGAGGUAAACAAAUAAGAGAUCUGUCUUAUGGUUUUAUGGAGAGGAAUCAGGUUGGGAGGGAGGUUCUGUCUACUUGGUUUUGUUAAAUAUUUACUCUAAAAUUGUUAUGUUUGAUACCCUUUAUUUUCUUUUAUACUGGGUGUUUUAAGUAGAACGUGUAUUCUUGAAAUAAAAUCAAAUGAAAACAAAAUCGUUACUAAACCUGCACUAUUAAUGAAAAGACUCAUACAUGACUGUGAUAAGUAAAUACAAUUCCAGCCUAACUGUAUAUUUCACUUUGUAUUUCAAAAUGUUCUAUUUUGUUUUGCAAUAAAUGAUGAGAAUUUAAAUGAUAAUAGUAGCAAUGUUUAUAUCAACCUUCAAAUCAGACCUCAGUUAUUUACAGUUGUGAUCAAUAAUCUCUGAUCUAAGUGGGUAUGAAGCAGGUCCUUCUGUCUGAAAGGUUGACACUCUGCAAUAAUUUUAAACAUAGGAGUAAAGCCCUAUUUAUACUUUAACUUUCUUUGUCUUUGCAAUAUUUAUCCUUUGUGGCAAUUUGUGCAAAAUUGUGGUUUUUGUAACAGUUAUUUUAUCCAACAUAACAAAUGCAAUAUUCAAUCUAUAAAGAGAUAUUCUUUAAAUUUUACACCUAAUUAAUUUUUCUUUGAUAAUAUUUGCUGUGAUAUAAAAUACCUAAAUUUAUGUUUGUUCAUUAUUAUUAUUUUUUUUUAUUUUUUGGUGUAUAUUGCUAUACAACAGUGUUGUACAUUUCCCCUUGUGAUAAUCUCAUUAUAUUAUGUUAUUUAUGUGUUUGUAUGUUCCAGUAUGUUUCUCACAAUCCCUGUGUUUCUCACAAUCCCUGUGUUUCUCACAAUCCCUGUGUUUUUACUAUGAAAGAGGAAUUUCUGUCAUGGGAUUAAGCAAUAACAUACUCAAUUCCUUAUAUGAUUAUAUCUACUCUUAUAUUUAGAAUUUCGAGAACGUUUCGCGUAAAUUUGGAAAAGUGAUGUUUUGCCGAGAGUAGCAUAUGUGCAUGUGUCAUUUGAAGAUCAAACAUUCUUUGAAAACAUCUUACAUAAUUAUGCUGUAAACAUAUACACCUUAUGUUCAAUUCAUGCUUCAUUUGAACAUUCAUAGCCUAUUAAACAGGGUUUGAAAUAACACGACCUGCAAUAAACUUUCAAAAGAAAACACCUAAUUUGGUUUGU